Molecule: messenger RNA, 1059 nt
Organism: Fonsecaea erecta
Lineage: Eukaryota; Fungi; Ascomycota; Eurotiomycetes; Chaetothyriales; Herpotrichiellaceae
Exons: 4
Coding region: 1-1059 (352 amino acids)
Source: RefSeq, a predicted model, not a curated record
AUGUCCCAGCUGCCCUCGCAAAUCCGCAAAGACGUCCGCGACCUCUUCGAUAACGAGGAAAACACCGUACAGAAGUCCCUCGCCGGUCUCGGGGAGACUAUAGGCUGUCAAGUCUUGUGCAGGGCAGAAUGGCUCAUGCUGUGGGCUGAACUGCAGCAUCUCUGGGCCGACAUGACGACUUUCGUCCCGACUAUUGCCAAGGUGGUGGAGAUGUGGUGCGAUACUCUAGGCAGGAGAUUGAAGGAUGGACGAUUCGAGGGUUGGACGGAAGUGUUUCUUGAAAAAUUAAAGACCGUGAAUGUUCUGAAGUUAUCUAUUCAGGUCGCCGCCGACAGACAAAGGGUCCAGACAGCCUGGCUGGGGCCACGGUCGGCAUCAUUAUUCACCAUCUCACUAAGCCAAAUCGCCCAGCUGCAGCAGACUAUGGGGCAAACCGCUGCUUCAUCUUUCGCGGAGGACUUUGAAUCCAUGUUUGAGCCGCCAUCUUCACAAAAGGAGACCAAGGGACAACAAUACUCAGCCCGUGAAGACGAAGAAGAUUGGGCCGAAUUGGAGUCGGUCCCUGAUACCACGAAAAGCACCGCGCACAGCGUCAACACUACGGUAAAUCGUGUACCGCCAUAUUCGCUCCCGGACCUGAGAGUCGAUAUCCUGCCCGCCCUGGAGACGCUGCCGAGGCCAGAAAUCCUAUUCCGCACCACGACCCCGUAUGUGAUGCUGGUGUCGUCGAACGCACCGAACAAGAUCACGAUAAAUGGUACGCAUGAAUCAAGUCUACAGCUUCUGGCAGAGUACCUGCAGCGGUGGAUUAGGACUGAUCCUCAAGACGUCCGCAAGAUCCCUUACCUACGCAUCAAGUUGAACGAGUCGAGCUUUGGCCUCGGGCUCUUCCAUGACUCGUUGACCAUCGAGCCUUUCGAUCACCAUCAAAGGCAUGUGGUGGUGAAUAUAUCUCUUGUACUUGCGUUCAUUCAGGGAGUCUUGGGGUAUCAACGUGUCUAUGAAACGUCCACUGCUGGCCAGUGGGAGUUCAGGCGGGACAUCCUAUUCGAAGCCUGA